Plasmodium malariae is the source of this 204-nucleotide messenger RNA. RefSeq names its product conserved Plasmodium protein, unknown function. The coding region runs from base 1 to 204 and encodes 67 amino acids. Lineage: Eukaryota; Apicomplexa; Aconoidasida; Haemosporida; Plasmodiidae. The record is from RefSeq and is a predicted model, not a curated record. The transcript has a single exon.
AUGUUAAGUAAGACCAAGCUAACAGAUAGAAAAGACGCGGACUUAGUCGAAAAGUUGAACUACAAGAACAUAAAUGAUGUAAGUAUACAUGAGCUAAACUGCCUUAAAAAUAAUCGACAAGUUUAUCUAAAAAGAGGAAGUAUGUUUUUUUUAAGUACAAAAGAAGAGGCACUAACAGUUCUGAAAAACAAAAAUCAUAAGUAA